Messenger RNA from Nannochloropsis gaditana CCMP526, 379 nucleotides. RefSeq lists its product as uncharacterized. The annotation marks the transcript as partial. The transcript has a single exon. The record is from RefSeq and is a predicted model, not a curated record.
AUCAGGUGCGACGUUUACCUGUUAUCAGAGCAUGGAAAGGAGGAAUAAUUAUCGGCCAGGAAGGGCUCAGUGAGGCCAUAGGCGUCGACCCAUUGCACUCUCCCUUCGUAAAACUUCCUCUCGACCAUUCCCUGCACGAGCGCGGGACAAAUUUCCCACUCCGGUUGAUAGCACGGCUUAUCCUCGGUCAGUGCUAUGUGUGCGUAGACAAACCUGCAAAAUAUUACCCCCACGGGACUGGACAACACGGGCCACUCGCUCGCCGGCGGCCACAUUGGGCUCAGGAAAUGAGUGGAGGACUUCCUCCGUUACGCUUUUGCGGUAGGCACUUUUACGGCCAGCACCAGACAUGGGCCUGUAAUGUGAUCAACCCUCCUGU